Messenger RNA from Pezoporus flaviventris, 1734 nucleotides. RefSeq names its product sulfide quinone oxidoreductase (gene SQOR). The record is from RefSeq and is a predicted model, not a curated record. The transcript has 9 exons. Bases 19 to 1371 code for a protein of 450 amino acids. Gene Ontology annotation, molecular function: FAD binding; sulfide:quinone oxidoreductase activity. NCBI's taxonomy places the organism in Eukaryota, Metazoa, Chordata, Aves, Psittaciformes, Psittacidae. Gene Ontology annotation, cellular component: mitochondrion.
CUUCCUGCUUACUGGAAGAUGUCAGCAGUUGGAAUAGUGUCCUCCUGUUCCUGUCUCCGUCCUAGUGUAUGGCUGCUGAAACCAGGAAUCCAGAAGGCAAGCUCCUUUGGCUUACAUACGGCAGCCAGGUAUGCUGCCAAGGAUUACUAUGAAGUACUUGUGUUGGGUGGAGGUGCUGGUGGAAUCGCCAUGAGUGCUCGUAUGAAGAGGAAAGUAGGGGCAGAAAAUGUGGCUGUUGUUGAACCAAGUAAGACUCAUUACUAUCAGCCACUGUGGACCCUGGUUGGUGGUGGUGCAAAGCAGCUAGCAACUUCUGCGCGUCCAACAGGAAGCGUAAUGCCGGCAGGUGUUGAGUGGAUCCAGUCUCGAGUUACAGCAUUAGAUCCAGAUAAGAACUGUGUCUAUGUGGAGAAUGGCAGCAAGAUAUCUUACAAGUACCUGAUAAUUGCCCUUGGGAUUAGUCUGCAUUAUGAAAAGAUCAAAGGCUUGCCUGAAGGUUUUCAUCACCCUAAAAUAGGUUCCAAUUAUUCACUGGAUACAGUAGAGAAAACAUGGAAAGCUGUACAAGAUUUUAAGGAGGGAAAUGCUAUCUUCACUUUUCCAAACACUCCAGUGAAGUGUGCAGGGGCUCCUCAGAAGAUCAUGUAUUUAUCAGAGGCCUACUGGAGGAAAACAGGAAAACGGUCCAAAGCAAACAUAAUGUUCAACACUUCACUUGGUGUCAUUUUUGGUGUUAAGAAGUAUGCUGAUGCAUUGCUUGAAAUAAUAAAGGAGAGGGACAUCACUGUUAACUAUAAACGCAAUCUCAUAGAAGUUCGAGCAGACAAGCAGGAAGCUGUGUUUGAAAACCUGGAGAAGCCUGGAGUGACUGAAGUUUAUCAGUAUGAAAUGCUUCAUGUCACACCCCCCAUGGGGCCACCUGAUGUACUUGUCAACAGUUGUGUCUCGGAUGAAGUUGGCUGGGUGGAUGUAGAUAAGGAAACUCUACAACAUAAAAAGUACCCUAAUGUGUUUGGCAUUGGAGACUGCACCAACCUUCCAACUUCCAAAACUGCUGCAGCCGUAGCUGCCCAGUCUGGAGUGCUUGACAGAACUAUUUCCCUGGUAAUGAAGAACCAGUUGCCAACUAAAAAGUACGAUGGAUAUACUUCCUGCCCGCUAGUAACAGGCUACAACAAGGUGAUUCUAGCAGAAUUUGACUACAACGCUCAGCCAUUGGAGACCUUUCCCCUUGACCAGAGUAAGGAGAGAGUAACCAUGUACCAUAUGAAAGCUGAUAUGAUGCCUUUUCUCUAUUGGAAUGCACUACUCAAGGGAUACUGGGGAGGACCAGCUCCUAUCAGGAAGCUUAUGCAUCUGGGCUUCAAGUAACUGCUGCCUGGUCAGUCCUUUUUCAAGGGCUGUUCUCACAGUGGAUCAGUACACAGCUUCCCUCUUGGGCCACCUCGUACUGUUUUCCUAAAUCAAGCUUUUGUCCUAAAGUCACUUCUUCCCUUACUAGGGGUUAAGCCUUCAUAUUCUUUCACUGCUUUUCUAAAUAAACCAAGGCCUUAAACUACUUCUCUACACAGACAGGAAUAUGAACUUGCCUCAAGCUACUGAGCACUACUGAAAUUGUCUGGAGACAUCAGUAAUUUUAAAGCUGUUGUAUAUCUAAGAUCUUUUCCAACUUUAAACUGAAUUGUCUGCAUUCAAGAUCAAUGUGUACACUGAAUUUAACAGAAUUUAAUGCUA